Molecule: messenger RNA, 4666 nt
Organism: Centruroides sculpturatus (bark scorpion)
Lineage: Eukaryota; Metazoa; Arthropoda; Arachnida; Scorpiones; Buthidae
Gene: PAN2
Product: PAN2-PAN3 deadenylation complex catalytic subunit PAN2-like
Exons: 34
Coding region: 274-4587 (1437 amino acids)
Biological process (GO): mRNA processing; nuclear-transcribed mRNA poly(A) tail shortening
Cellular component (GO): P-body; PAN complex
Molecular function (GO): protein binding; poly(A)-specific ribonuclease activity; nucleic acid binding
Source: RefSeq, a predicted model, not a curated record
GACCUCGGAACAAAACUGCCGAUAGGUGACAUUUUCGGUACGAACUCAAAAUUGUUUUUCUUGUGUUAAUAAACAUAGCGAUUGGAAUAUGUUUUCGACAUCACCUUUAACUAAUUCAAUGUUAAGAAAUUGCAACUAAAAACAAUCAGCUGGAUAGAAAAAUGAAACGGUGGAAACAAUAUUUUCAUCGCGAUUAUAUCUUUAUUACGUGCUUUGUUAAUAAAAACAAUAAUGAUUUUUAAUGUGGUGAAUUUGAUGCAAUAUGUAAACUAAAUGGAGUAUUCUACAAUUGAAAGUAUGGAACUGUCAAGGUCACAACUUGAAACAUAUUCUGAAAAACCCUCUUUACCCCAGUAUUCGACUGGUAGUUUAGCUCUUGGUCAGGAGUACAGCCAUCUUCAUAGUAUUCUUGCAGAUGGUGGAAAUCAGUUUGGUGUAUCAUCACUUACAUUUGAUUUACAAGAAGAUCUUCUUUGGAUGGGAAAUCAAGGAGGGCAUAUAACAUCUUAUUAUGGAUCAGCACUGCAAAAAUAUACAUCAUUUCAAGUUCAUACAACUAACGAAAUACGUGAAAUGAUAACAGUUGAUACUGGUAUUUUAUCUCUAACAUGUAAUUAUAUGAGAUUGUCAUCAAGAAGAGGUUUAGCAAUUUUUGGACAUAGUUCUGAACAUAUGCAAGAUAUGCAAUGUAUGGUCUUGAUGCCAUCUGGAAAUCUUUUGGUUGGAGGGCAUCAGCCAUUUAUGGUAGAAUUUGAUCUAAAUCUAAUGGAAGAAACUGGAACAAUUGAAGUGGGAAAUAAUGGUUGUGUUAUUAUGCGACGUCAUCCACGCUUUUUAUGUUGUGGUGAUACAAGUGGAAAGAUUACAUUACGUGAUCCAAAUUCUUUGUCUGUAGAACAUACACUAGAUGCACAUUCUGGGAUGCUAUCUGAUUUUGAUGUACAUGGUAAUCUUCUUGUAACAUGUGGUUUUUCUAGCAGACAUGGUAAUUUGACUGUUGAUCGAUUUUUAAUGGUUUAUGAUUUAAGAGUUAUGCGUAGUAUGACACCUAUUCAACUUAUGUUUCCUCCAUUACUUUUACGAUUUGUUCCUGCUUUCACAUCUCGUAUUUGUGUUGUUUCUCAGAGUGGACAGUUUCAAUUAUUGGACACAGGUAAUAAUAAUCAGUCUCCUUACAUACAUCAUGUAGAAAAUGGAUGUGAAGCCAUCCUCACAUUUGAUACUUCAUCAUCUGGUCAAGCUCUUGCCCUUGGUGAUGCUGCUGGCUAUAUCCAUUUUUAUGGAGCUAGUAAUGAAGUGAACUUCAAUGCUUAUAGUCGACCCACUGAAUUUCCUGAUUCGGUUGAACCACAUCCACCUAUUGAUAUAAAUGAUGAAGUGACUCCAUUGUCUACCAUUCCAAUGCCUCAUUGUACAGGAAAAUUGCUCUCAGAUUGGCCAGAAGAAUUUAUGAAAGUUCAUUACAGAUGUACUCCUGCUAUUGAUCCCCAAAUUCUUGGUACUGUAAGAAUGGUAGGACCAAUAGGUUAUGCUCCAAAUCCUGGUAUUUUUCUUCGCAAUCAAGUGCCUUAUCCAUUGGAUAAUAGGGGGCCAGGUGCUCAUCGUGACAUAGCACGUGAGUCCCCCAGAACCACUGGUCAGCUCUUAUCUUUCCAAGAUCAGCAAAAAUCAAUUUCUUGUCUGCAAAUGAUUGCAACUCCACCAAAAUUAUGUACUCCUGCUAUUGAUCCCCAAAUUCUUGGUACUGUAAGAAUGGUAGGACCAAUAGGUUAUGCUCCAAAUCCUGGUAUUUUUCUUCGCAAUCAAGUGCCUUAUCCAUUGGAUAAUAGGGGGCCAGGUGCUCAUCGUGACAUAGCACGUGAGUCCCCCAGAACCACUGGAGAUGACACAAAUGAGAUUGUGCCCCAACGUUAUCUUAAGUUAGAAGUAAAAUAUUCAAGAACAGGUACUGAAGACAUGGAUUAUAGUCGAUAUAAUAGAACAGGAUUUUCAGGACUGGAGCCUUAUCCUCCUAAUGCUUAUUGCAAUAACAUGAUACAAGUAUUAUAUUUUAUACAACCCUUAAAAUGUGCUCUCUUAUCUCAUAUAUGUCAAAGAGAAUUUUGCUUAUCUUGUGAAUUAGGAUUUUUAUUUCAUAUGCUUGAUACUGCUCAAGGAUCACCAUGUCAGGCUAGCAACUUUUUGAGAGCAUUUCGUACAAUUCCUGAAGCUUCUGCACUUGGACUUAUUUUGUCAGAUUUAUCAGAAGCACGAAGAAAAACAAACAUUCCUCAACUAGUUCAAAGUUGGACAAGAUUUUUAUUGCAGCAAAUCCAUACGGAGACGCUGGAAAUGGUUGGAAAUGAAAAUAAUCAAAAUGAAGAAAAAUCAGAAACUGUAAUGGAUGGCAAUGUCCAAUCUUUCCUAAGCCAGUUAUUUGGAGCUCAGCUGAUAAGUCGUAAUCAUUGUAGAUGUGGAGAAGAAACAGUGCAAGAAUCCACAACUUUGCUUUGUUCUUUGGUGUAUCCCGAUUGUAUGCCUGCAGGUAAAUCUCCUAUACAAUUUAAUUUCCAUCAAAUUUUGAAAAAGAGCCUCCUAGUAGAACAAAAUAUGCCUGCUUGGUGUGAAAAAUGUGAAAAAUAUCAAGUGAUGCAACAAAGAAAGAAGCUAAAAACUCUUCCAGAUAUUUUGGUUAUUAGUUGUGGACUUGAUAAUCAACAAGAUUUAAAUUUUUGGAAAACACAAAUGGAUUUAUUGAAUAAUAUGGAAGGAAGUAACACAUUAAAAACAUUACCAGAUAUUCCUUUCACACGUAAGCCUUGCCGAUAUGGAAACAGCUGUAAUAGAGCUGACUGCAAAUUUCUCCAUGAUAAAGAACAAAAUACUAGUUCUACACAACAGCAACCUGUUACAUCUUGGCUACCUUCAUCUUUGAGAAUUAAACUUGAUGAAGAAAAUGAUGAUAUUAUUGUAGAGAACAUUUCAGAUUUAAUGGAUCAAAGUGAAGAUUCAGAGAAUAAAACAAAUUGUUUACUUGACGAUGAUUAUGAAUUAAUUGCAGUUGUAAAUGUGAUUAAUGAUCCAAAAGAAUAUCGGGAUAACAUAAUCAGUUGUAUUAAGGUAAAUAAUGAUCAGAAAGGAAUUCAACAAUGGUAUUUGUUCAAUGAUUUCAGUAUUACACCAAUUACAGAGCAAGAAGCACUAUUUAUAAAUUUAGAAUGGAAGUUACCUUGUGUUCUUUAUUAUAGUUGUUGCAAUGUUAGUAAAAAACAUUCGUGUGAAGUUAGGAAUCCAAUCUCAGAGCAAGUGUUUCGAGAAGAUGUAUCAUUAGCUGCAAGGGGUGGACAGUCUCACAUAAUGUUCACUCCUUUGAAACCUGAUGAAAUGCCAAAGGCUGGCCAAAUAGUUGCUAUGGAUGCUGAAUUUGUUACUCUUAAUCAGGAAGAAGCAGAAAUUCGUAGUGACGGAACAAGAUCUACUAUAAGACCAUCACAGUUAUCCGUAGCUAGAAUUUCAUGUGUUCGUGGGGAUGGUUCGUUACAAGGUGUUCCAUUUAUUGAUGAUUAUAUUUCAACUCAAGAACAGGUUGUUGAUUAUUUGACUAAGUUCUCUGGGAUUCAGCCUGGAGAUUUAGAUGUAACACUCUCUUCUAAACAUCUAACUACUUUAAAAGCUACUUAUCAGAAAUUGAGAUUUCUUGUGGAUAUAGGAGUAAAGUUUGUUGGUCAUGGAUUGAAAACUGAUUUUCGUGUAAUUAAUUUAGUGGUUCCUUCUCAUCAGAUAGUCGACACAGUUUUAUUAUUUCAUUUGCCAAAUAAACGAAUGGUAUCAUUGAGAUUCUUAGCUUGGCAUUUUUUAGUUAGGAAUCCAAUCUCAGAGCAAGUGUUUCGAGAAGAUGUAUCAUUAGCUGCAAGGGGUGGACAGUCUCACAUAAUGUUCACUCCUUUGAAACCUGAUGAAAUGCCAAAGGCUGGCCAAAUAGUUGCUAUGGAUGCUGAAUUUGUUACUCUUAAUCAGGAAGAAGCAGAAAUUCGUAGUGACGGAACAAGAUCUACUAUAAGACCAUCACAGUUAUCCGUAGCUAGAAUUUCAUGUGUUCGUGGGGAUGGUUCGUUACAAGGUGUUCCAUUUAUUGAUGAUUAUAUUUCAACUCAAGAACAGGUUGUUGAUUAUUUGACUAAGUUCUCUGGGAUUCAGCCUGGAGAUUUAGAUGUAACACUCUCUUCUAAACAUCUAACUACUUUAAAAGCUACUUAUCAGAAAUUGAGAUUUCUUGUGGAUAUAGGAGUAAAGUUUGUUGGUCAUGGAUUGAAAACUGAUUUUCGUGUAAUUAAUUUAGUGGUUCCUUCUCAUCAGAUAGUCGACACAGUUUUAUUAUUUCAUUUGCCAAAUAAACGAAUGGUAUCAUUGAGAUUCUUAGCUUGGCAUUUUUUAGAUCUUAAAAUACAGUCGGAAACUCACGAUUCUGUCGAAGAUGCCAAAACAGCUUUACAGUUAUAUAAGAAGUAUCAACAACUGUAUAACAAAGGAGAAAUUCAAGAACGUUUAAAGGAACUUUACGAGAUAGGAAGACUCUUACAAUGGAAAGUACCUGGUACCAACGAUUAACAUUUGAAAUUUAAUAAAUUUCACCUUAAAGACAGUUCUGCCUAGCAGAAAAUUUAAAAAAGAAAUACUUUUUUAUUUA